AUCGAUCCAAGAUCUCAGAUCAUUAUUUCUUAGCUUCGUGGAUAUAAAAUUUACAAGUGGCUCACAGCCAAUCAGAAGGUUUAUAAGCCAUUUUACGAAGCAUUUUUAUCAAUAAAAGAUGAUUCAGAAUAUAAAUCAACCAAAAUCGACCAAUCGUAUUGAACAAUUAGUCAAAUUAUUCAAAUGCAAUUGGUCAAUUCUCUCUCUAUCUGAAAUCUCGGAUUUUUAGUGUCGUGGACACAAGGCUUUAUAGCGACAGUUUACGCAGAAUACAGGAAGCGUUAAAGAGCGGGCCUCGAAGCAGGUUGAACUUACGAUACUCCGAUAGCGAAACAAUAGCAAAGUAUUGAGACACAUCGCGAUGUAGCCUCGUUCGGAACGAAUUAUAGAGUAUUCUACCUCUGAUUUGGAGCUUCGAGCCAACUUUCCAUGUACAAUGGGUGAAUAGCAGCGUGACAAAAUGACUCACGUUGAAUCGUGUAAAGUCCGGCAGCAAAAUGAAUUGGAAGUCUUGAAGUCUAUUUUCGGUGAUGAGUUAUGCGAUUUGAGGAAGAACAAAAAUAAAAAAAAAUGGCAACCCUUAGACAUUGUUGUUACCUUAACGCCACAGAAAGGUAUGUCUGGACCAGCAGAAAUCUAUGCACAGAUAGAUUUACAUGUUAUAUGCUGCGACAAGUAUCCUGAUGAGGUGCCAAUUAUUCAGCUCCAAGAUAGCAGAGGUUUGUCUCAUCAACAAAUUGCAGUUUUAUCAUCGGAGCUUGAAAAUUUGGCACAGAAAUUGAAAGGUGAAGUUAUGAUCUUUGAAUUCAGUCAACAUGUCCAGAAAUAUUUACAUGAGCAUAACAAACCUAGUUACAGUAGUUUUUAUGAAGAGAUGGUAUCAAGAAAUCAGGAAAAAAAACAAUGUGAAAUGCAAGAGCAGCAAAUGAAAGAAGAUAAAGAAAGACAGGUUCUACAAGAUGCUAUACAAAAGCGUCAGGAAGCCUUGAAGGCUGAGAUGCGUAAUCGGAAAGAAACAGUUCGACUGACCACUGACUCUGAUGUUAUCUUUCGAUCUAUACCAUCAUCUCCACAUGAGCGAGGGACGAGCCGUUUUAGACGUCGAUGUGUCAGUACAUCGGAAAGUUCUGAAGGGUCUUUGUGUGAGCAUAGAGGUACCAAACUCAUCCACUUUGACAGUAAUAAAGGCGAGAGGCAAGUGCACCGAGGAAAAUGCCUAGGUCAUAGCACAAAGGGUUCUGUAGUAUAUGCCGGUGUGGAUAUGACCACUGGUGAACUAUUAGCUAUCACAGAAUGGACAUUAAAAUGCUCAAUGGCAAAUGAUUCCAUUCAGGAAACUAUCGAUAUACAUCAUGCCAUGAAACAAAUAGCCAGUUUAGAGCAAGAACUGAAUCACUUGUACAAAUUGCAUCAUCCAAAUCUUGUGCAUUAUUUAAAUAUGAAAUAUCUACAAAACAACAAUAGUGUGAUGAUUUACGUGCUUCAAGAAUUUGUGGUUGGCACCACAUGCUCGUUCUUCCUAAUGGAAAACAUUCCAGUCGACGUCGACAUGUUGAGACACUUGGCAACGGGUGUUCUCGAGGCGUUGCAUUAUCUUCAUGAGAAUAAUGUAGUGCAUAAAGAUCUGCGCGACACCAGCGUUUAUAUAGAUCACACUGGUGUUGUCAGAUUAUCCGAUUAUUCUUUAGAUAAGAGAUUGUCAGAUAUGUAUCAUACAAAUUCCUUAGUAAAGACUGAACACGAUUUUCCAACAAUUCAAGGCCGAGGGGGUAAAAAAGCGGAUAUAUAUAGAUACGGAAUAUUACUACUCUCCUUAUUAAAAGGAACUAUCAUAUCUGGAGAAGAGAUUGAUCUCACUGUAAUUCCACAGCUUCAUCUCAGGGACUUUAUCUCGAAAUGUCUAAUCGACGACGAGCGGAUGCGUUGGUCUGCGGAACAACUGCAGCAACAUGGUUUUAUAAGAAUACCAUUAGAACGAGGUUUAUCACCCACAACGCCGGUCCAUGAUGAGAAGGAGAAAAACUUGGAGCCGGAAGAACCAGACACCGAUAUUCACAUACACUUACCAUCAAUGGGUGGACAAUCGCGAAUACAGAACGAGUUUGAAGUUUUAAAAUGGUUGGGAAAAGGUGCCUUCGGCGAUGUCUUGAAAGUGAGAAACAAAUUGGAUGGCGGUAUUUACGCUAUCAAACGAAUAAAAUUAAAUCCAAAGAAUAAACAAUUAAAUAAGAAAAUUACACGUGAAGUGAAACUACUUUCUAGAAUGAAUCAUGAAAAUGUGGUACGUUAUUACAAUUCAUGGAUCGAAAGUGCCACUUUGGACGAUUCGGUCAGACGCAGUCAGUUCACGCCGAUUACCACAUUUUCAGACACAACGACCACUACGCAGAACAAAGCAGACAUAGUUAAUCAUCUGGAGAGCGAUGAGAUAGAAAAAUUUGCACCGCCGUUACGCGAUGUUGAAUGGAAUAUAUCAUAUGAAUCUCGAGCCAAUGUCGCUGAUAGUGAUGAUGAGAAUAGCGACACUUCUACUGAUUCGGAUAGCGAAGAACAUUGCGCAUUUCUAAUGCGAACCUUAUUACGUAUCGAAUCUUCCGAUAGUAUUGAAUUUGAAAGAGAUGGUAUAUCACAAAAAUCUGCAAUAGCAUCAGAUGUAUCAAAUAAUGACAUUAAAGACACUGAAACUUCUAGCGAGGAUGUGAUGAUAAAGGAAAUACAAUUCAUGUAUAUACAAAUGGAAUUUUGUGAGAAAAGCACAUUGAGAACAGCUAUAGAUAAUGGUUUGUAUGAAGACGAGGAACGUGUCUGGAGAUUGUUCCGUGAAAUCGUGGAAGGUCUAGCGCACAUUCAUCAACAGGGUAUGAUACAUAGGGAUCUGAAACCUGUAAACAUCUUCCUGGAUAGUAACGAUCACGUUAAGAUAGGAGAUUUUGGAUUAGCCACGACUAAUAUACUAUCAACGUUGGUCCAAACCAUCGAUACGGAUAAAGAAUCACAAUUUGAGAAAGGUGGAAGUUUUGACUUGGAAGAAUUGGGAUCUCUCACCGGCCAAGUUGGUACAGCUUUAUAUGUAGCUCCUGAACUUACUACAAAAGCUGCUAAAGCAAUUUACAAUCAAAAAGUGGAUAUCUACAGCUUGGGAAUUAUCUUUUUCGAAAUGACAUACAAGCCGCUGACUACUGGGAUGGAGCGCGUCAAGGUUUUGUUGAACUUGCGUUCCAAAGAGAUCGUCUUUCCUCCUGACAUAGCAGAAACAGACGCGCCGUCUCAAGUUCAUAUUAUACGUUGGCUGCUGAAUCACGAUCCGAGUCAACGUCCUACCGCUCACGAAUUACUUUCUUCCGCAUAUUUGCCGCCACCUCAAUUGGAAGAAACCGAAUUGCAAGAAAUGAUGCGUCAUACGUUGUCCAAUAGCCAAAGUAAAGCGUACAAGUAUCUAGUAGCAUCGUGCUUCACGCAAGAUGUUACGCCGGCAGAGGAUAUUACUUAUGACAUGAAUUUACCUGUUAGGGAAACGCCAAGUGUUCUUUCUUCAAAAAAGCAGUUUUUGCAAGAAAGUGUGAAGCAGAAGAUCGUUGAGAUAUUUCAAAAGCACGGCGGAAUAUAUGUCGCGACCCCAUUGUUAAUGCCUAAAUCCUUUCAGCAUUCCAACUUUACCGAAUCUAGCGUGAAAUUGAUGACACGCACUGGCAGUAUAGUUUCCAUACCUCACGAUCUUCGCACUCCUUUCGCUCGUUACAUUGUGUGGAAUAAUAUCUCGCACAUUCGAAGAUAUGCUAUUGAACGUGUUUUCAGAGAUAAAAAGGCUCGAGGAUUUCAUCCUAGAGAAUUGUACGAGUGUGCUUUCGACAUCAUUAGUCCUGUAGACAAUAAUUUGCUAAUGGAGGCUGAACUAAUCUUUAUCAUAUGGGAAAUUUUUAAUGAGUUACCGCAGAUCCGAGAACAUAAUUUCAUAGUGCGCCUAAAUCACACGUCGCUAUUACAAGCAGUGCUGAUGUACUGCGGCGUGGAGAAGGACAAAUAUCAGGAUAUAUAUUCAAUUCUGCAGGAUGCUCGCGACGGAAAAUUAACUAAAUUCCAAGUCCAAACGCAUUUGAUAAGCUUAUGUCUUACCGAUCAAGCUAUGGAAACGCUUUUUAAUUUGCUCGAAACGGAAAGUUCCGUUGCAAAAAUCACUAGUGUUUUAAGGACAAUAACGAGAAGAAAAGGGGACGCUGCAGGUUUAGCCAAAGAAGGCUUGAAAGAUAUAGAAACUGUAAUAUCUAAUGUAGAAAGUUUUGGUGUAAAGUGGCCUAUUACUGUCGUACCUUUAUUAACAUAUAAUGUACAACAAUACAGUGGUGUGAUAUAUCAAAUAACUUGCGAAUUAAAGCAUAGACGAAGACGAGGCGGUCAAGACGUCAUAGCUGCGGGCGGUCGAUAUGAUAAGAUGCUGAUGUCAUUUAGAAAAGUUUUAGAGCGCACUGGAAUGGCUAGUAAGGAAACAAAACAAUACGGUGCUGGCAUUAGUAUAUCGUUAGAUAAAUUGGUAUCUGCCGUCACCGAGACGCGUGAGGAGAAUUCGAGCGGUGAAAAUAAAUGCGGGAUUGACGUGGCUAUAUGUUGCGAAGGAAGUCCAGGAAGCGAAGGACGAAGAGAGAAAGAAAUGAUUAAUGUAUUACGAGAAAUCUGGUCAUUAGGGUUGAAGGUUACAACGUUAGAUCUAUGUACUAUGGAAGAGAUAUUAGAAUACUGCCAAGAAAAUUCUAUAAAUCAUAUAGUAUUAUUAAGAAAUGGCACUUUAAGAGUACAAACAUGGGAGAGAGACCGAUUUCAGGAGAAGAAAUGGAAUACUAUUCAAGAUAUCGUUGAAUAUUUACAACGACAAUCGGAAACCGCGUUGCCCAUUUUGAGCAGAUCUGAAAGUAAAAUGAGCGCGAAUGAUGUGAUAGUAACGCCGAGCAAUCCGGUCAACGCUAACAUCAAUUUCAUUCUCUCCGAGAGAGAUAAACUAUCCGGCAGUGGCAGAAGGAGUUUCAAGAACACUAUACUUGCACAAAUGUCGUCCUACUUGCAGAGAAUAUCGCAUAAAGUUCCUGUAGAGAUUUUCGCUGUUUUUCUGGAAAUGUCCGUUAUAAGAACGAUAAUCAGUUUUCUGGAAAUCGACGAGGAGGAACAAGUCUUUCAAAAGAGCAUUCAGAUUGUGAUAGAUAAACAUCCACGACACAAGAAGUAUAUCAAACAAAUAUGCGAGGAAAUGAAGGAAUUACGGAAUGAAAAGUCUAAGCCUGUAGAGAUACUUUAUAGUUUGACAGAUAGCGGAUAUCUGACUUUAAUAUAAGUGAUAUCGAAACCGAAUAAUAUAUUUUCGUAAUGAUUAUGUAAGAUGUCAAUAGUGAUGAGUGAUUGUAUAAAUGUAUGCUGAUCAACAUGAAAGAUUUUGAUACUUAAACACAUUUUUUGUACUGCAUAUAUUAUAUAUUUUUCAAUACCAGCAUUUAAUAAAAAAAAGACUAAGAUGUGAUGUUUUAAAAUGAAUUUUUAUAUAUAAAUAUAUACCAUGACAUUACACAUUUCUGUUUCAAUUCUUCCUACAAAAUUAAAAUAUAUUUGAAAGAUGUGCAUAUAUUUCGUAUGCGAUAUAAAUUGAUUUUUCCAAUAUUCUUUGUUUAUAUAUAAAAAUAUAUUCUUAAGAUUAAAUCCUGACACAGUAGUUUCCUUCAUUUUUAUUCGCGUGUGAAUAUAAUUGCAUACCGCAGCCAGUGUUAUGUUUUAUGAUCACUUUUUAUGUAUUCCUUUAUCUUAUAUUUUCAAUAUUCAACUUCAUGGAAAUCGUGUUAUGUUUCAACUCUUUAUUUCGUAGAAUAUCAAUCUUGGAGAUAAAUUUUGAAAGUUGAACGAUAUUAGCGACACGCAAACGAUAAGAAACGCGUUCAUCACACACGUUCUCGCUAAAAUCAAUUAUCUGCGGCGCAACCCUUCUCCGCGAAUCAAUAUGACUUUGAAACGAUAUAUAUGACUGCGAUUACGAUGCGCGGGGACCUUAGAGACUCGCUAGUUCGCUAGUGUGCAGCUAUUCUAACUUUAGAAACAACCUGUCCAAGUAUGUAUCAUCGCAUUAAUCUCGUACUCGAAAUCUGAUCUGAAAUUAGCUAUUGCGAACUUAAACGUGGAACCACUUCUAAUGACGAUGCUGCUUUAAUAGAAU
Molecule: messenger RNA, 6187 nt
Organism: Pogonomyrmex barbatus (red harvester ant)
Lineage: Eukaryota; Metazoa; Arthropoda; Insecta; Hymenoptera; Formicidae
Gene: Gcn2
Product: eukaryotic translation initiation factor 2 alpha kinase Gcn2
Biological process (GO): regulation of translational initiation by eIF2 alpha phosphorylation; DNA damage checkpoint signaling
Cellular component (GO): nucleus; cytoplasm
Molecular function (GO): protein binding; eukaryotic translation initiation factor 2alpha kinase activity; ATP binding
Source: RefSeq, a predicted model, not a curated record